CAUAGAAUUACUCUAAAUGUAUUAGUCUAUUUGGUUAUUCUUACUAUGAUUGAAUCAUUAGUAUUAUUCUCCCUUGUUAGAGACUCGAUCCACGAUUACCCAGCAAACCCCCUACUCCACCUAGACGAUGUUAAAUGGGGAAGGUCGGAGCUUGCCAAAGACAGUCCGCCAGAAAAAAUUUUGAUGAGAAGCUCAGGGAUCAUUCUAUUUCUACCCCUUUCUUCUUCAUUCAUUAAACUGGCUUGUCCUCCCUGAGCAAUCCAGCAUUCUGCAAUACCCGCGGGAUUCUUCUGUCUUCGUUUUUCUACACUUCCUUCAACAAAAAAACCAACCAAAGAGAUCGAAUAUCUGCCUCGAGAUUCCAAGAGCAAUUACCCCAGAUGGCUGAAACAGCGAAACCUCCAUCCUCUGCCGAAGUGCAAAAUGCCUUAGCCCGCGCCAGAGAGUCCGAGUCUGGUCCUGACGCUGCUACGAUGGCUAUACUCGAAGGUUCCGUCAACGGUCUAUGGGAACGUAUCAAGGCUGAGCCGGAAUACGUGCUCAACCAAAAAGAAUUCUCCUUGUUCAACUACUUCAUCUUACGCUAUAAAAAGGAGCCUGCGUGUAAAAGAGCCGUGGAGCAGUUUUGGAACCAUUAUCGCGCAGACGAGGCCACCAACGGAAGCAAGACUUAGUGACUGUAGUGCGCUCGUCAAAUAGCCGUUCCUAUGCCUACACCACCUUCAGGCUCAAGGCUCCGAGGGAGAGAGAGAGAGAGAGAAAAUUGUGGGCGCCAAGCCAUGAUUGAGCUUGACAGUCAGAUCAAGCAGAUAAUCUUGCGCUCAGAAGCAAGCGCUCAGCAAUUCCCCGUCAACGACCUCGUCGUCUCCUAAAACAAACAAGAAACUGAGACGUGACAGGGGGCGAUGGAGUGAACCUCGAUGGCCGCAACAUAUGCAUCUUGAGCCCUCUGAAAUCCGUGAUUCG
Messenger RNA from Aspergillus neoniger CBS 115656, 966 nucleotides. RefSeq lists its product as uncharacterized. Bases 381 to 674 code for a protein of 97 amino acids. The transcript has a single exon. NCBI's taxonomy places the organism in Eukaryota, Fungi, Ascomycota, Eurotiomycetes, Eurotiales, Aspergillaceae. The record is from RefSeq and is a predicted model, not a curated record.